Messenger RNA from Conger conger (European conger), 1859 nucleotides. It is a transcript of the gene mrpl37, whose product is annotated as mitochondrial ribosomal protein L37. Gene Ontology annotation, molecular function: structural constituent of ribosome. The record is from RefSeq and is a predicted model, not a curated record. Gene Ontology annotation, biological process: translation. Gene Ontology annotation, cellular component: mitochondrion; ribosome. NCBI's taxonomy places the organism in Eukaryota, Metazoa, Chordata, Actinopteri, Anguilliformes, Congridae. The coding region runs from base 153 to 1454 and encodes 433 amino acids. The transcript has 7 exons.
CUCCCAGAAUUCCAGUCGUGCAACAUGGCUGCCCCCUGAAGAGAAGAAUGUCCUGUGAUGGUCGCACGGGUUCUUUGCUUCUGUCCUGUUUACGUUUAAGUUUCGUGUAUUAAAUGUAUUUUUUCGCCUGGUAAUAAAAUAUAUAAGCGAAAAUGUCAAAAGGAAUAACGCACAGGUUUAAAGCCACGCAGCUUGCAUGUAUGCUUAAUAGUUUCACAGAGCAAAGCAGGAUAAACUCGCGGCUGAUCGGACAAAAUGCUGUUGGGCAUCGGUUCUUCUCCAUUAGCGCUUGCUUGUGUUCGAAGGGUCCUCCGCAACGAAAAUCAACACCCGAUGUUCACAUUCCCGGACUGGAGCCAAUUACCUAUGCCGACAGAAUGCACUAUGUUCCUGGUUUGGCAAAGCCAGUGUUUCCACCCUGGGAGCGUGGUUGGCACGACCCCUAUCAUUACACCGGGCCCAAAAAUCAGGAGAUGCCAUUGUACAAAGAAAAACCUUGUUACGUAUUUCACCGGAGAACAAGUGUGCUAGAAGGAGUAAGACAAGCAUUGUGGCUAACCAAAUCCAAGCGGAUAAACGGGCUCCCCUCUCAGAUUGUGUCCUUGGCUGAGGACCCGGCUAAUCAGGUUGACAAUCAGGAUGAAAGAGUCGAGCAAGCUAUAAAGCAUGCACGAUUUUGGGACACCACAGAAGAUCGGCCUUCCAAAGAGACGUUCUGCCCAGUUCUGCUCAACGACCUGCUUCACCUCUGCAGGACUGUACAGGUGAAACACCCAGCAUUGGGCAAGAGGAUGCUAGCUGAGGACUACACCCUGGCAGCCUACUGGAACAGAGGGGAGGACCUGUUCCAGGUGAGAGGGAAGAACGGGACCCUGAUGAGCAGCGCGUCUCCCCUCCCCGCCAUCGCCGGGAAGGAGGAGGUCGCGAGCACGGCCGACUACGUCCUGGAGACCUUCUACCCCAUCGCCCCCACCAUCGACCUGCAGCUCACCCACGUGUACCAGGAGAAGACCCACACUGGUUUUAAGGAGGGCUACCCGUACCCCCACGCUCACACCGUCUUUCAUCUGGAGGCGAAACGCCCCUUCAGGCUAUUUCCCGAGCAGCUGCGAGCCAAGAUGAUCAUGUUCGCCUUCGCGAACGCGUUGGCCAGGGCCCAGGCCUGCUACGGGACACAACCCCAAGUCUUGGAGCAGCCGGUGGUGGUGCAAAGUGUGGCCACAAACGGCCGGGUCUUCCAAUUUAUCGUGCUCCAGCUCAACACCACAGAGCUGGAGACGGACACAGGCGUGAAGAACAUGGUCUGGCUGGAGCAGGACCUUCCUCUGUACGACUACGCCAAGGUCCGCCCACUUAUCAAGAAGAAGGUGGUUGAGGUUCCUGCUGGCUUGGCCGGAUACCAGCCCGACACCUUCAAGAAGUUCUUGGCUCUCUAUUUACAUGGCGCCGUGUAAGCCUCGGGAACAACAACUUCCUGCCUGUGGACCCUUCGACCUGGAAUCAGACAUCCUACGGUGACAACCGACCUCACCCCCAUCUGUUCCCUUUAGUGAAUCUCCCAACAACUAAAGCGAGAGGUUAAGGCUGGAUGUGCCCUCCAUCUCUUGUACGCCGUGUCCCCUGAGACUUCUCUCUAAACGACCAAUCAAAGCGAUCACUUCAGACGGCCCGUGUUUGAGUGUAGCUGCCAAUUAAAAAAUAAGAAGGAAGCCGUUACAGAACCCCUGCAGUAGACAAAGAGCGGUGAGCCUUCUGAGUCCGGCGUGUUUCACAGCGCAGCAGAUCGCCGUCGUCAAUAAAGGUGCUUCUGUGCAUUCAUUGACCUGGAAGUAAUAAAGCAUGACCUUUGGAAUCCAUAA